Lolium rigidum is the source of this 264-nucleotide messenger RNA. RefSeq names its product defensin-like protein CAL1. The transcript is spliced from 2 exons. Lineage: Eukaryota; Viridiplantae; Streptophyta; Magnoliopsida; Poales; Poaceae. Gene Ontology annotation, biological process: defense response. Bases 1 to 264 code for a protein of 87 amino acids. The record is from RefSeq and is a predicted model, not a curated record.
AUGGCUCCGAUCUCUCGCCGUAUGGUUGCCUCCGCCCUCUUCGUCCUUCUCCUACUCGCCGCCACAGAGAUGGGGACGACGAGGGUGGCGGAGGCGAGACACAGGCACAGGCACUGCGAGUCUCAGAGCCACAGGUUCCGUGGAGCGUGCUGGAGUGACAGCAACUGCGUGCACGUCUGCAACACGGAGGGCUUCCCCUCGGGCAACUGCAAGUUCCACGGCUUCGAGAGCAAGUGCUUCUGCAAGAAACCAUGCUCCACAUGA